Molecule: messenger RNA, 1397 nt
Organism: Alternaria rosae
Lineage: Eukaryota; Fungi; Ascomycota; Dothideomycetes; Pleosporales; Pleosporaceae
Product: histidine phosphatase superfamily
Exons: 2
Biological process (GO): positive regulation of DNA repair; fructose 2,6-bisphosphate metabolic process; negative regulation of glycolytic process
Cellular component (GO): cytosol
Molecular function (GO): fructose-2,6-bisphosphate 2-phosphatase activity
Source: RefSeq, a predicted model, not a curated record
ACCCGCCUCACUCAUCCAUGAAGCUCGACGGCGCUUCAUACCGCCCUAUGUGGGCACCAUGGCGCGAUCGAUGAGGCUGUUUCUGAUCCGGCACGGGGAAACGGUCGACAAUGUCGCCCAACUCUAUGCUGGUAGCAGAGAUUCAGCACUCACCAACCACGGCUACCAACAGGCCACCCGCCUUGGUCAGCAUUUCAAGGCCCUUGGGUUGACGUUCACCCACCUCUUCUCGUCGCACCUCCAGCGGGCUGUGAAAACAGCUGGCAAGAUCCGAGAAGCUCAAUUGAUGCCCGCAAGCGACGAUAACACUGCGAAAGCGGUUCCGGAUGUCGUGCAGCUACGGGCGUUGAUGGAGCAGGACUUCGGAUCCAAGGAGGGGAAGAAGUUCUACGAUCGACUUGACAACAAGGAUACACCAGGCUUUGUGGAAGUGGAGUCGAAAAACACUAUGGCGCACAGAGCCGAUGCGUUCCUUGAUGAGCAUCUCUUGCCGCUCCUCGGCGAAGUGUCGGAAGACGCUGAUACUGUGGUUGCAAUAGUCUCGCAUGGCAUCUUCCUCUCUACUCUUUGGAAGCGACUGCUUUUGCGCCUUCCACGCCAAAGUGUUGCGCUCUCUCCAAAGCUCCAAGCAACGGCGCGACCGUCGCUCGAGCAUCUUGGUGGCUGGUCCAACACUGGUUACCUCGAGUUGUACGUGACCAGAGCAGAGCCUAGCGAUCACAGCACCUCGGCAGACGUGCGCGCGGCGCCUACCCCAGAGCCCUCUUCGUCGCCCGUUGAGAUGUCGGCAACCGAUCAAGGUCUGGGCGAGGUCAAAGUACCGCAAGCGGUAGUUGGACGUGGCCCCGCAUGCCAGCACGACUCAGAAGCGCCCAUCCGGGUACCUGGUCAAGCUUCACCGGCUAUCGCACCGCGACUCGCUGAAGUGUGGUCUGCAACCAUCCUUGCGAUCAACGGUAAGGACCAUCUCCGCAGUCUCAAGCGCACCGGGGGUGGUAUCGGAAGUUCUCGUCAUGAUGCAUCACAGAAGAGCAUCGAGACUUUCUUCAAGCGUCUUAAAGUUGAAUGAUGUUGUGAAUGGUAAGUCUACACUUUUUCUCCACCCUCUUGCAAUGAUGAAAACACCUUUUAAUCACAGACCUGAUCGGAAUUUACUGUCGACCAAAAAUUGUACCAACUGCUGUCUGAUUCGCAUCGAAUACUUCUACUCUUGAAAUGCCUUCCUUUGAGAGCUUUGCUAAUAAGAGAGGCUACAGGUCCCACGCGGCGUGCACUCAGCGUCACGCGUUCAUACUAGACUCGCAUCAAUAAACAUUAUUCCACUGCACAUGUGCUCUCAUCCGUGACUCUAUUCCACAGCAUCGUCAACGUCACACUUCAUUUCACGUUCAAGGGCC